CAUCAUCACAUUAAAACGUCCUAUUAAGUGAAAACAAAACACAAAUAAGUUUAGAAGACAAAUUGUUUUCUUCUUCAGAAUUUCUCUUUAAAAUCUAAAAUCAGCCUACUUUUUUGACAGAAGGGAAUCACUGAACAAUGUUAACAACUUUCUCACUCUGCAUCCUGCAUUUAUGCUGCUUCAACAGAAAAGAAAGUCAAAGUGAUCCACCCAGUGCUGUUCGGUCUGAGUGCUUGCAGAUUUUUUUUUUUAUAACUGUGUUUUAUUGUUUUUUUCUUAUCAGUAAAAUUCAGGUGACAUUCAGACACACCUGUUUUCCACACAGCUUUUACAGACUGAACCUGGAAGUGUGAGCUGCUGUAAGUGACUGUGUGUGAGUUUAUUUUUCAGUAAAAUGGCAGAAGUGAAUAUUUUAGGACUUCAAGAUCAGUUCAGCUGUCCAAUCUGUCUGGAUCUAAUCAUGGAUCCAGUAGCUAUUUCAUGUGGACACACUUUCUGUAUGGUGUGUAUUAAUGGCUCCUGGGAUCAGGAGGAUCAGAAGGGAGUCUAUAGCUGUCCUCAGUGUAGACAAACCUUCACUCCAAGACCUGUUGUGAGUAAAAACAGCAUGCUGGCUGAAGUAGUGGAGACACUGAAGAAGACGGGACUCCAAGCUACACGUCCUGCUCACUGUUCAGCUGGACCUGAAGAUGUGGAGUGUGAUUUCUGCACUGGGAGAAAAUCCAAAGCCAUCAAGUCCUGUCUGGUGUGUCUGGCCUCUUUCUGUGAAACUCACCUCCAGCCUCACUAUGAAUCUCCUGCCUUUAAGAAGCACAAGCUGGUGGAAGCCUCCAGACGACUCCAGGAGCAGAUCUGCUCUCAGCAUGACAAACUGCUGGAGGUUUACUGUCGCACUGAUCAGAAGUGUAUCUGCAUGUUGUGUAUGUUAGAUACACAUAAAAGACAUGAUACAGUAUCAGUUGCAGCAGGACGAGCUGACAAACAGAAGCAGUUGUUAGAGAUGCAGGGAAAAUUCAAGCAGAGAAUCCAGGACAGACAGAAGGAGCUUCAGAAGCUGAGGAAUUCUGUGGAGACUCACAAACGCUCUGCACAAACAGCAGUGCAUGAAACUGAGAAGUUAUUUACUGCUCUGAUCAAAUCCAUUAAGAGAAGAUGCUCUGAACUGACAGCACUGAUCAGAGCUCAGGAGAAAGCUGUAGUGAGUGAAGCUGAAGAAGUCAUGAAGCAGCUGGAGCAGGAGAUUGCAGAGCUGAAGAGGAGAGACUCUGAGAUGGAGGAGCUUUCACACACAGAGGAUCCCAUCCAUUUCCUCCAGAGUUUUCAGUCUGUCUCAGCCACUCCUAAAUCUGCAGUUGUACCCACCAUCAGUCCUCAUCUCACUUUUGAUGAUGUAGUAGAGUCUGUGUCUAAUCUGAGAGAGAAAGUAGAAGAAUGCAGUAAAGAGGAGUUUGGGAAAAUAUUAGCUGGAGUGAGCUAUGUCUGUAUGUUUCCUGUUCCUGAACCCCAAAGCAGAGAAGAUUUUCUCAAAUAUUCCUGUCAAUUGAGACUGAAUCCCAACACAGCUAAUAAGCUCCUCUGUCUGUCUGAGGAGAACACGUUGGUGACCUGCAGUUCAACACAACAGUCCUAUCCUGAUCAUGCUGAGAGGUUUGACUCUUAUCUCCAGGUGUUGUGUACAGAGAGUGUGUGUGGACGCUGUUACUGGGAGGUUGAGUGGAGUGUGGGUUCUAUAGCAGAGUCAUAUGAAGACAUGAGCAUGGAGGAAAACAGUUUUGAGUGGAGUGGGAAUGAUGGGGUUUCUAUAGCAGAGUCAUAUGAAGACACGAGCAUGGAGGAAAACAGUUUUGAGUGGAGUGGGAAUGAUGGGGUUUCUAUAGCAGAGUCAUAUGAAGACACGAGCAUGGAGGAAAACAGUUUUGAGUGGAAUGGGAAUGAUGGGGUUUCUAUAGCAGUGUCAUGUAAAGACAUCAGCAGGAAGGGUAAUCAGUGUGUGUUUGGAUUCAAUGAUCAAUCCUGGAGAUUGUUUUGCUCUCCAAAUAAAUUCAUAUUCUGUCACAAUAACAGACAAAUUAAUGUCCCAGUAAUGCCCAGCUCCUCUAGAAUAGGAGUGUAUGUGGAUCACAGGGCAGGGAUUCUGUCCUUCUACGGCGUCUCUGACACGAUGAAGCUCUUCCACAGAGUUCACACCACAUUCACUCAGCCUCUUUACCCCGGGUUUAUGGUUUGUAAAGGAUCAAAUCUUAAACUAUGUCAUUUAAAAUAGAUCAUUUUCAGAGCUUUGUGAUACCAGUGGAUUUUUGUGUGUGUCUGUUUCUGCAUGCAGUUUGAUGGGGGUUACCUCAAAACAACAGUGUACUGCAAUAGCAAAAGAAAUAUACAAUGAGACUAUGUGAAUAAAUAAAACAAAUCUGAUUUGAGACAAGAACUGACAUCUAAUAAACUAACGUCUUCAUAAUUUUUUAGAAAAUACAGUUUUAUAGUGAAAUCAAACGGCAUUGCUACAGAUAAAAAUAAAUAAAUAAAUAAAAAGUAAAACCUUCUCAUCGGGCAACACUGCUCCAUUGUAGAAUAGUAAGAACAGUAGAAAUUAGCCUUUUUUUAAAAAAAGAAAAAAAAAACUGUGUUUAAAAACAUGAAAGAGUCUCACAUACAUUAUAUUACCUGUGGCAACAUAGUAGUUGUAGCUAAUAAAUUGAUCAUUUAUUGUAAUUAUGAUGAUAGUAUGGAUCGUGAUCAGUCUGUAAACCUAAAUAUACAAAUCGCAUAAUGGUACAGUGUUGGUUUAAGGUAGCAUGGAUUUUUACUAUUUCUAAUAACUGGAUUAUCAAAUAGAUUUCAUUAGUUAAAAUAAUACAAGUUAAAAUAAGAAGUUAAAAUAAAUUUACUACUCACUGCUCCUCCUACGUACUUACUCCUACUAUAUUAUUAAUCAAUCUUGUUAUAUUACUUAAAUUUGUGAUAUUGUGAUGCUUUAUUACAGCCAGACAAUUGUGUUCAGUGGAGUCAUGAGGAAACAACCUGUACACAGCAAAUAUAAAGUCUUUGUGUUGUGUUGCUCCUAAUAAUAUUACAUCUAUUUUACUCUCACACAUCAGUAUACUUUCUAUGUAUAAAUCAUAUUUUGAAACAUUGUGUAAUGCAAUAUUGUGUCUUUUAACAUUAGUGUGUUGUUUGACCUUCAGCACUCCACAUUAUGUUUAUUAUGUUUAGCAUCAUUAAGUCUAUCAAUGGUAAAUUAACAUAACUCACAGUACAGGAUGUACCAGACACAUAAUCCUAUAAAGUAUGUCUGUUUUGAGUUGCAGAUUUUGUUGUAUAAUGCAAUGGCAUUUUAAGCUGCUGUUGAACUGUGAGCAAUAAACUUGACCAUGAACACAAACUCGAUGCCUUAUCCCUGACUCAUAUAUGUACUGAGGAUU
This is a messenger RNA of Ictalurus furcatus (blue catfish), 3419 nucleotides long. RefSeq names its product tripartite motif-containing protein 16-like. NCBI's taxonomy places the organism in Eukaryota, Metazoa, Chordata, Actinopteri, Siluriformes, Ictaluridae. Gene Ontology annotation, molecular function: protein binding; zinc ion binding. The transcript has 6 exons. The record is from RefSeq and is a predicted model, not a curated record. Bases 395 to 2263 code for a protein of 622 amino acids.